AUGGUGGACGAUGUACUGUGUACAAGUUCAUAUCAGUUUGGACAAGCACCUACGACAACACAAGUCACAACAGCAGAUCACCAGAUCAGAUCUAAGGUAGAGAUAGAUAAUAUCACAUUGGACCAUCUCGGAGAAUGGAUUUGCACCAUCAGUAACAAAAACUUUGCUGACAGUGUCAAUAAGACAUACGUCCUACAGUACACCAACCCAGUAACUCUCCUCGACUCACCAAAUCUAGAAUACUACAAAGACAAUGGAAACGACACAGACAAUUCCAACGCAGACUGGGAGAAUCACUCUAGCAUAGCAGACACCUAUUUCAUUGUUGAAGGGAUUGCAUCAGGCAGUGUAACAGGAAUCAUCACGGCCCGCUUCGAAACCUUUACUCCUGAUUACGGCAAAACAUUUGAUUUCCUGAGGUUUCACAAUGACAAUACUGAAAAAGAAGACAACCAAUCACUUUUUUUCAAGAUUAUUCCCGGAAAAAAUGGUGUUGUCAGCGGAAAGAAAGGCAGUCCUAUCGGGACGAAGUCGCUUAGUUUCGAGAUCGUGAAGAGUAUUCAAAUAUCAGAUUUAGAUGCAAAUGUCUACAAAAUAUUCAUGGGUCAUCCUGGUAACGCUGAGAGCUUGGAAUACAAUUACGGAACUGAUACAAAUUGGAAAACGUUAAAAGAUGUGCGUCUCAAGGAUACUGUGAAGAUAAGGUGUGGGGGACGAUGUACUGUAUACAAGUACAUAUCAGUCUGCUCUGAUUCCACACCAAGACUUUGUGGUGAACAACUUGUAACAGAAAAUGUUACCCUCGGCUCUCCCCACACUCUCACCUGCACCGGCUCCGGAGCUCCUUAUCUUGAUGUGAUGUGGACCAGAGAUAAGGCAACGGUUCCAGUUUGGACAAGCACCUACGACAACACAACAGCAGAUCACCAGAUCAGCUCUAAGGUAGAGAUAGAUAAUAUCACCUUGGACCAUCUCGGAGAAUGGAUUUGCACCAUCCGUAACAAAAACUUCGGUGACAGUGUCAAUAAGACAUACGUCCUACAGUACACCAACCCAGUAACUCUCCUCGACUCACCAAAUCUAGAAUACUACAAAAACAAUGGUACAGUCACAGAGUUUGAGUGGACGGUUAAAGGGUGGCCACUAAAACAGGUGACUCUGGAUUGUGGAAAUGAGAACAUUUCUGUGACAAGAAACGAGACUGGUUAUACCACCUCCAUACCACCCCGGAUCGGAUUCAACAUUACUCUGAGCAACGAAAAUGUGGUAAACUGUGUCCUAAAAGAUGGAAAUAAAGUCCUAAAUACUCGUAACAUCACCAGAGUUGGAUACAACUGCACAGAAGGAGAAGGUGGUGUUGGUAAAGAUUGUGAGGUGUGUGAACCAGGAGAAACUAGUGCGACUGGAGUGGGAGAGUGUUUCUCUGGUAAAAGCUGCUGUACAGAAGGAAACUGGGGAAUUGAAGGAACCUGCUACCCAUGUCCUGACAACCAGACUAGUUCCUAUCAUGCGGUUAAACCGCAAGAAUGCUUCACACCUGCACCUGAACCAACUGUGCCAGACUCAGGUUACAAAACAACUAUGUUGGUUGGAUGGGGUCUAGCGGCUGUGUUCUUCAUCACUACGGUACUACUCUCAAUAGCUUCUACACGGAAAUUCGUACUCAGAAAAUGCUUUAAUGUUUACUCUGAAAAUGAAUAUAUUGAAAACGUCAUCACACAACCACCCUCACUGUCUUCUACUGGAGUGCCUAACGAAACUAUCUACAACAACCAUGAACUUUACGAGAUGAAACCUAAUUAAACUCUCCUAAGUCACUUUAUUCUUAUCAGCCGUA
This is a messenger RNA of Bolinopsis microptera, 1837 nucleotides long. RefSeq lists its product as uncharacterized. Lineage: Eukaryota; Metazoa; Ctenophora; Tentaculata; Lobata; Bolinopsidae. The transcript is spliced from 4 exons. The record is from RefSeq and is a predicted model, not a curated record. Bases 1 to 1803 code for a protein of 600 amino acids.